Morchella importuna is the source of this 1308-nucleotide messenger RNA. RefSeq lists its product as uncharacterized. The record is from RefSeq and is a predicted model, not a curated record. Lineage: Eukaryota; Fungi; Ascomycota; Pezizomycetes; Pezizales; Morchellaceae. Bases 1 to 1308 code for a protein of 435 amino acids. The transcript has a single exon.
AUGCCACACUCCGAAGCCGAUAUCGAUGGAGCCUAUUCCACUACCGGCUUCACCUGUACAUCCUGUGAUGUGACAUUUGGUGAUCCUGAUGACCUCAAAUCUCAUUACACUAAGCAUCCCAAGCACCACUACUGUGACCGAUGCCAAAUGCACUUCUCCACGUACGAGCACUUGCUCCAACAUCUCCUCGACUCACCCAAUCACAACAUUUGCAUCACCUGCCGCCUCGACUUCCGCACGCCCACCUCCCGCAACCAGCACUUCCGCACAUCCCCUAAACACAUCUUCUGCGGUCGUUGCAACGAACACUAUAGUACCGCCGCCGCCCUUUCCUCCCACCAGGAGCGGUCCCCGCACCACCACCACUGCCGCGCCUGUGCCCUCGACCUCCCAUCCCACAAGGAGCUCCUCCGCCACUAUAAAGCUGACCCUACAAAACACCUCUACUGUAUCCCCUGCAAUGAACUCUUUCCCACAGUAAAGCACCUUCGUGCUCACAUCAAGGGCAAAAAAUGUAACCAUUUCUGUGACCGCUGCAACACCCACCAUCACACAACCACCUCCUAUAAAUCUCACAUUGCCACUUCGCCCCACCACCAUCCGUGCGACCGCUGCAGCGCCGACCUCCUCUCCGCUGAUGACCUCGCCGCACAUCAACGCCACGCCCACCCGUUUAAAAAGGUCUCCUGCAAAUCACCGGCGUGCAUGCGCUCUUUCGAGACAAGAGAGCAGAUGCUAGCCCACCAUGCUAAGAUGCACAAGCAGUUCCAUACCUGCCCUGUUGCGAGCUGUCGUGAGAAUUUCAUGAGUGAGGGCACGAUGCUGUCACAUUUUCAGCGAGCACACAAGAACCAGGUGCGCUGCAAGGCGGCAGCCUGCGUGGACUCGUUCGAAUCGAUCGAGGACAUGCUUUCUCACUACAGCAAGUGUCACCGACUGCUGAAAGGGUUCCCAUGCUUUAAUUCACGGUGUACGAAGAUCUUUAAGACACUACCAGAGGCAACGAGACACUCGAAGGAGCCACAUUUGGCGUGCGCGGUGAGGGAGUGUAGGGAGGUGUUUCCGAAUAGGCAGGGGAUGGUUACACAUAUGUUUGGGAAGCACUCGGCGUGUGGUGUGUGUAAGGAGAAGGGCGGAGAGAGGUGGGUGUUUGGGGACCGCUGGGAGUGUGAGGAGCAUUUUAGGGAGAGCGCGCAUUUGUAUUGUUGGCUGUGCGCGGAAAUGUUUUUAGAGAGGGGGAUGUUUGAGAGGCAUCAUGAGGAGAAACAUAGGGAUGGGAGGAAAGAGACCGUGGAGGAGGUUGAGUAG